Molecule: messenger RNA, 924 nt
Organism: Elaeis guineensis (African oil palm)
Lineage: Eukaryota; Viridiplantae; Streptophyta; Magnoliopsida; Arecales; Arecaceae
Product: universal stress protein A-like protein
Molecular function (GO): AMP binding
Source: RefSeq, a predicted model, not a curated record
CGUUUCAAAACAGCUGCUCUCUCUGUCCAGGUGGAAUUCCCGAUGGUCCGUAUAUAAAUACGCCAAGCAGCUUCCGGAAGAAAGAUGAGGGAGAGCACCAAUAUCCAUAAUUAUCGGUUAUCGUUAUAGCAAGUUAGAUUUAGUUGAUUUCAAGAAGCGAGAAGAUGGAAGCCGAGCCGACUCGGAUCUUGGUAGGGGUGAACGAGUCGUCGUUGAAAGGGUACCCGCACCCUUCGAUCAGCAGCCGCACCGCCUUCGAAUGGACGCUGGCCAAGAUCAUCCGCUCCAACACCGCCGAUUUCAUGCUCCUCUUCCUCCACGUCCAGAUCCCAGACGAAGACGGAUUUGAUGACAUGGACAGUAUCUAUGCAUCACCUGAAGAUUUCCAAAGCAUGAAGCAGAGGGACAAGAUAAGAGGACUUCACUUGCUGGAGUACUUUGUAGGGCGUUGCCAUGAACUUGGGAUACGCUGUGAAGCAUGGAUUAACAAAGGUGAUCCCAAGGAAGUUAUCUGCAGCGAGGUGAAGAGAGUCCACCCAGAUAUUUUGGUUGUUGGAAGUCGUGGACUGGGACCAUUCCAGAGGGUUUUUGUGGGGACUGUGAGUGAAUUCUGCGUGAAGCAUGCAGAUUGUCCUGUUAUCACCAUUAGAAGGAAGGCUGAUGAGGCUCCACAGGAUCCAGUUGAUGAUUGAUUUCUCCAUGAUGCAGACUUGAAAUCAGAAUCUUUAUUUUCUGAAGAUACCACUAUUAGAAAACAUCAAAUGGGCACAUAUUGAAAAAUAGAACCAAGUGGAGAGAACUUUUGAUGGAUGAGAUGCGUUUAUAUAUAUGUAGUAUGGCACCAACAAACAACGCAUGCUUUAUUAACUUUUCUAUUGUCAUUUAUUCGUCUUAGCUCCAGUAAAUUCCCCAUGAUUUCCUUCU